UACUAAAGUAUAGGCUACUUUUUUUUCACCUGGGUACUCCUCGCCUUUUAUUGCCGUGGAGUAAUUUUGAUAAACUAAAGUAAAUAGGCAUAUUUUUGCUCAUCUGGUUGGUGACACUUACUCUGAAAUGGUUUUAAAUAAAGCUUUUCCCCCGACAACAGCAACUAUGAAAAGUUUAAGAAACUACCAUCACAUUUAACGUUCCUAACCCUAACCCUUCUAAACUAGUUAAAGCUGAGUACCUGCUUACAUUUUCUAGACUGUUGGACUGUCGCCCUAAGAGGCACAUACGGUGAAAAUGCACACAUCAGCAACCAGAGACCAAUCUAAUUACUUAUUUCUGGCAUUACUCCACGUUUGCAGUUUACCAUAAAAGCAUGUUUUGUUUUUUAUUCUUGUCAAAAAGCACAAAAUGCUGCCCAAGUCCCAAAGUAGCCACUGUUGGCCUAGUCCUGGUGCAGCAGUCCUUCCAAACUGGAAUCAGAACCUUUAAGACACAAAGACACUGUGAGCAUAGCUGCUGUUUUUGUGUCACCCUAAGAGGUGCAUAAGGUGAUAAACCAAAUCAGACUCAAGCAAAAUUAACCAUGUAAUUAAAUAGAUAUUUUUUUUAAUUUAGGCAACUAAGGUGGUAUGGAGUUAUGCACACACACAAAAAAAAUUCAAAAGGAAGUUAAUUUUAAACCCACAGAUACUGAAGCUGUGUUCACCAAUUCCCCUUUCUCUUCAAAAAUGACAUUAAUGCAUUUUAUAAAAAGCCAUAAUAAACAAGUUAGAGUAAUAAUUUAAACAUUGAGCUGCGUGUUUGCAAAUUUAAUAACUGUCCUCAAAAAUCAUUUGUGGGAAAACGUUUAUGGAGCCAAUAUAAUCCUUUCCGUCACAGCUUCCUAUGAAACUAUCUGGUUUUAACCCUCUUUUUUUUAUUUUUUUUUUCUUAAAGAGUAUUCCUCAAUCCAAAAAGAUCGUCGCUGUGUUGCACAAAGUGGAUCCACUGAUCUAAAGUGCUUUCUCCGAUUUUAAGUGAAUGCAUCCCAUCUGAGCGGGUCCUCAUCUGACCCACUGAGAACCCGCCAGGCCUCAGCUUUUUCUGGGCUGUGCUUGCAUGCAGGCUGGAUCGUUUGACUGUAUCCGAUUUCUUGGUGCGGCCGUUCCCCUUUAAGCCUCCGCUCGGUCCUUGAAGAGCCAGCCUAUUGUCUGAGAGUCCUCCCAUCUGUGGGGGUGGCUCUGCAAAAGUUUGCCAAGGGGAAAAAAAGGAAAAAAAAAAAAAAAGAAAAGUUUUCAAGCUGUCACUGGCAGUCGGGAGGAGACUGAUGGAGGACAGGAGGAAGAACCAAGGACCGCUCAAUAAAGUGUCAAAGCCGACUUUACAAAAGUUACAGAGUUGGAGGCGGAAUGCAUCUAAAACAAGCAGCGGACGCAAACGAUGAUCAGGCCCAUGUUGGAGAUCUUUAUUAGGACUGUGACGGCUGAAGCGCAUGGUCCAAGUGACGCCGAACGCGCAUCUAACUCAUAUGGACUCCAUCUGAAUUGAGCGCCGUGCAGCUUUAUAGGAAGGCAUUAGAUGUUUCUGACACGCAGGUCCCCGUCCUGACAAAAUGAACCGUUCGGAGUUGGGGCUCCACGCUGCUGGACAAAGAGCGUCUCCCAUUCAAGUCCUCGUCGCGCUUCUUUUGGCGCUGGAGAUCUGCAAAGCCAUCGGAUCCCCUCACGAACCAGAGAGAUUUCUGCAUGACCUGCCUCCGUAUGAAGUGGUUCACCCCACCAGAGUCGAUGCCAGAGGCCACUUCCUGUCAAACAUCCUGUCUCACCAUGCCCGCCGCGUACAGCGCCGGGAAACCUCCGAGGAGAGAGCCGACGGCGGUCGAGUCUUCUAUCAGUUUCUGCACGGCGGCCACAGCUUGCACUUUAACCUCACCCUUAACCCAAACCUGCUGGCUCCGGGGUUCACCACAGAGAGGAGGUACGGUGGCCUGGAAGGGGCCAAGAUCCAUCGGCCCGGAGUCCCCAGGUGUCAUUAUCUAGGCGAGGUGUGGGACGGGACCUCCGUGAAGGGGAGUGCUGCGAUAAGUACAUGCAAUGGACUGACCGGGCUGUUUAAGUUGUCUGACGAGGAGUUUUUCAUUCAGCCCCUGGAGAAGUCCAGCGCUGAGACCUCAGCACCUCAGGCCCACGCCAUCUACAAACGCCACGCGUCUCCUCCUGUCCACCGUCCAGUCAUCCAGCCCGUCUCAGGGAAACCGGGCCUCAAUGGCACCUGUGGAAACCAAAAUACCCUCCAGAGUUUUGAGGACAUCGAGAGGCAGCGGGAGCGGUGGGAACGACGCCAUGACAAGCGGAGGCGCAGAAUUCAUCAGCGCUCUGUAAGCAGAGAGAAGUGGGUGGAGACUUUAGUGGUGGCUGAUCCCAAAAUGGUGGACCAUCACGGGAGCAAAGCUGUGGAGGACUACGUCCUCGCCGUCAUGAACAUUGUGGCGGGUCUCUUCAGAGAUGCGAGUAUUGGGAAUGCAAUCAAUGUUGCGGUUGUUCGUCUCAUCCUUCUGGAGCAGGAUGAGGAUGAUCUAAAGAUUACACACCAUGCCGACAACAGCUUGAACAGCUUCUGCAAAUGGCAGAAGAAACUCAACAUGAAAGGAGACGAACACCCGCUGCACCAUGACGUAGCUGUUCUGCUCACCAGGAAGGACAUAUGUGCAGCCAUCAACAUGCCAUGUGAGACCCUGGGACUGUCUCAUGUGGCGGGAAUGUGUCAGCCUCAUCGCAGCUGCAGCAUUAGCGAAGACACGGGCCUCCCCAUGGCCUUCACUGUGGCACACGAGCUGGGACACAACUUUGGGAUUCAGCAUGAUGGCAACGGUAAUGACUGUGAACCCAUUGGGAAACGACCUUUCGUCAUGUCUCCACAGCUCCUGUACGGCACCUUCCUGCCCCGGUGGUCCCGCUGCAGCCGUCGGUAUAUCACCCGCUUCCUAGAUCGCGGCUGGGGUUGGUGCCUUGAUGAUGCCCCGGUGAAGGACAGGCUGUCUCUGACGUUGAUGCUUCCCGGAGUGCUGUACAGCGCGGCCCAUCAGUGUCGCCUGCAGUACGGAUCCGGCUCUCGCCUCUGCGAUGACAUGGAUGAUGUGUGCAGCACUCUGUGGUGCACCGUCGGAACGACCUGCCACUCAAAGCUGGAUGGCGCCGUGGAUGGAACGAGCUGCGGUGAGGACAAGUGGUGCAUCAACGGGGAGUGCGUCCCGGCAGGCCUCGGGCCAGAGAGCGUUCACGGAGGCUGGGCUUCAUGGAGCGAGUGGUCGGCUUGUUCCAGGACGUGUGGAGCCGGUGUCCAGAGUGCAGAGAGAGACUGUGACAAUCCUGUUCCAAAACACAGAGGGAGGUACUGUCUGGGAGAGCGGCGGCGGUACAGGCUGUGUAACACCACACCGUGUCAAGCUGACUGGCCUUCCUUCAGAAACAUUCAGUGCACUCACUUCAACACUCUGCCCUACAAGGGCAACUUCUAUAAGUGGGAGGCAGUUAUCAACAAAGUUAGCCCCUGUGAGCUUCACUGCCGUCCCCUCAAUGAAAACUUCUCAGAGAAAAUGCGAGACGCCGUCGCUGACGGGACUCCGUGUUACGAAGGCAACAAAAGUAGAGACAUGUGCAUCAACGGCAUUUGUCAGAGCAUCGGCUGCGAUUAUGUGAUUAACUCCAGCUCUGUCGAGGAUCGCUGCGGCGUCUGCAACGGCAACGGCUCCACCUGCACAACCGUCAGGAGAACGUUUGAAGAGAGGGAAGGUUUUGGCUAUGUAGACAUUGGACUGAUCCCUGAGGGAGCCUGGGACAUCCUAAUCGAAGAGGUAACUGAAGCCGGAAACUUCCUGGCACUACGGAGUGACAACCCCGGCAAGUAUUUUCUGAACGGAGGCUGGACGAUCCAGUGGAACGGGGAAUACAAGGCGGCGGGAGCCGUGUUCACCUACGAGAGGACGGGACAGCUGGAGAACCUGACGUCUCCUGGGCCCACGAUGGAGCCGCUGUGGAUUCAGCUUCUGUUUCAGGAGACCAAUCCAGGCGUGCGAUACGAGUACACAGUCAGUCAGACUGUUUCGGAGGGUGACGACAGUCCAGGGCGUGUUUACUUCUGGAAAUCCGGAUCGUGGACCGAGUGCAGCGUUACCUGUGGAAGAGGUGUGCAGAGGCAGAUUGUUUACUGUGUGGAGAAGACGACUGGGAUAGCCGAGGAGCAUCUCUGUGAUCCGUCCACUCGGCCCGAUGACAACCGAACCAGCUGUUCCAGAGAUCCGUGCCCUGCCAUAUGGUGGGUUGGAGAUUGGCAUAAGUGCUCAGCGAGCUGUGGCAGCCUGGGCCAGGCUAAAAGGACCGUUCUCUGUGUCCAAGCUGUCAGUGCGGAGGAGCGGGAAGCUCUGGAUCCCAGCGACUGCAAGCACAUCCCCAAACCUGAGUCCACGUCCCCCUGCAACACACACGUCCCCUGCCCUGCCGACUGGAACGCUGGCAGCUGGUCAAAGUGCUCGGUCUCCUGUGGUCCUGGACUGCGCCACCGCAAUGUCACCUGCUCAAGAAACACGGCGGCUGAUUGCAAUCCUCUGAACAAACCGUCAUCCAUCACGAGCUGCCAGGUUCAAGACUGUCUCCAGGUUCUGGGCAAUUUUGGAGACAUCGAAUGGUCCGGCAGCGGCUGGUCGAGCAAGGAGGUGCUCAACGAGAUAAACGCCAUACCUGAAGCUAAGCCUCCUCCAAAGCACAGCGCCACCAGAGGUCAGCCAAGGAGUCAGAACGACCAUAAGUACGCGGUAGAGGACGAUUUUCACUACCACAACAACAUCGAGAAUAACCACCUCAUUGACGACGACGAGCCCUCUCACGAAACCAGUGUUCAUUUUGAUGAUUUCUACUACGAUUAUAACUUCAUCAACUUCCAUGAAGACUUAUCGAAUGAACUUGGGCGCUUUGGGGAGGAGUCAGAGGACAGCUCUCCACAUGGAGCCGAUCCAACCCACAGCAAGAAAGCAAACGCUUGGACAGACCUUCCAAAAGCUCCCAAGGCUACUACACCAGCUGCGACAAUCACGGAGCUCCACCUCUCGCACACCCGAGAGCCACAAAGCACAAAAACAGACGACACGCAGGCGACGUCUGAGGAAGCAAAUCAAGACGAAAUAAAUGACUUCUUGUACGAAGAUCACCUCCUUCCAGUGUCUGCCACCCGACCGUCGCCGCCCUCCAGGAACUUGCAUUCACGAACGGGAAAAAAAGGCAAAAGCCAGUGGCCCGGAGUCGCCGGCACAAUGCAGAGUCUGGUUUUCAGCACAAAGCAACCUGCGGAGGAUGAAACAUGGGGUCAAUCUGGAAAGGAGGUGGAAAAUAACGACACCAAUUUCAGCAAAGAGGAAAAUCACUUUAACCGUCUCGCUGUGACUCCAACACACAGCGCUCCUGCUGCCAGACAUCAAACCACUGCUGUUGCUGCAAAAUCAAACGCUCCAGAGGAGGCCGAGUUGUACAUCACUGCAGAUAAAAACGUAGAGCAUUCAGAACCUUUAGGCUUUCCGUUGCCAGAGAAGGGAACUCGUGCUGUGACUGAACCAGACAGUAAUGUAUCAGAAAUACCUCAAACAACCAGUCAGGACACAGAUACACCAGGUGCUUUCACAAUAAAGGACCGGAUGCUGAAUCAGAAUAAUGUUGCCACGAGUGAUAAUGACUGGUGGGACCAGCUGGGCACACUCUCACCUCUUCCCUCUCAUGAACCCUUUCCUCCUGCCAUUCCUCUCCUUGUAAUCUCAGGUAAACAGGGCACAUCUGACGACUCCACAUCUGUAACUGAAACAGAAGUCGGGUCGGAUAGAAAUCUUCAGGGAGCUACAAAUAUUCCUCCAGAUGUAAAACAGAUACCUCCGUACACCAAGACAACUGGAACAGACCCCACAUUCCAGACUCCUUCAUUUCGUUUGUCCGAUUUUGACUACAAUGAAAUAUCCGUUCCCUCGGUGAUGCAGGGCCACGGCAACGGUCAUCCUGACCCCUCGUACCCGUCGAUGACCACAUCGGCCGUUCCUGAAUUCAGCUCAGCUCCUCCGCAGCGCACAAAAUCCGCUACACCCAGACCACUGUCAACCCAUCCGCCGGGCCUGUGGCUGCAUCCAGUCCAAACGUCAGCCUCCCCAGACGCAGGGCCCGCCUUCUGGGUUACCGGUAACUGGAGCACUUGCUCCACCAGCUGCGGUCUGGGUGCCGUCUGGAGGACCUUGGUUUGCAGUACGGGCUCAGAAUCGGACUGCGAUCAGACCAAGAGGCCUGCGCCUGCCCGACAGUGCUACCUGAGGCCGUGCUCCACGUGGAAGGUCGGGGAGUGGAGUAAGUGCACCAAGAACUGUGAAGGCGGAAUGAGAUUCAGAGAGGUCCAGUGUUUUGACCUGAGAGACCAGAGACCUCUGCGACCUUUCCACUGCCGGGCCAUGUUCACCAGGCCGUUGACACAAAUGCCCUGCAACGUUCAGACAUGCCUUGACUGGUACACUUCCUCCUGGGGCCAGUGCUCUGAGGUAUGUGGAGGCGGUGAGCAGCAGCGCAUUGUCACCUGUCCAGAGGAUGAUCGAUGCGACCAAGACCUUCAGCCAAGCGCUAUUCAGUCCUGCAAUGGCCAGCCUUGUGCUCAGUGGCUCACUGGAUCGUGGGGACAGUGUUCAGCUUUGUGUGGAGGCGGACUGCAGCAUCGGCUCAUCAAGUGCGUCGACACCAGGACCGAAGCUUCAGAGGAGGUGGAUCAGAUUCAGUGUGAUCACAAGCUUAAGCCCAACAGCACCAAAACGUGCAGCAUCCGGGAUUGCAAGACUGAUCCCUCUGGUGAGAGCGGUUUGUCUUCGCGACCGUCUUGCAUCUCGCAUCUGUCACACUCUGCGCUCGCUCAGCCGCUGCCACCAGCCAAACAUGCAGGCAAGCUGCUGCAAGACGUGCAGUCAGGACCCCGGCGUCAGCGGCGUGCUUCUCCACUAAGGCCCCGCUCUCCUGGCGUCGCUUCAACCACAGGGUAAUAAACCACGGGCCUCUACAGGGAGCCAACCAUCGGGACCUCUGCUAACCAUUAACAAUCAAGUCACUGACAGACGACAGAGUUCACCUGGAGCUGGUGCGAAGGACAGAAUUGCAACAAACCAAGAGCUGAAAUAUUUGUUUGCACUUUGUGCGUCCCGCGUUUUGACGACAUCUGUGUAGCAGGUUGGAGUGUUUUACAGAAGACGAGAUUCUUUCGUCCUACCCAGUUACAACGCAUUAACACACUUAGACAAACCACUAAUCUUUUCUGUUUUAGUGCGUGCUUUUAUUUUGAUGACUGCAGCAGAGUCUUAAAACAUGCAGCUCAGUGGCUUUUAAUAUGUGGUACAUGUGUUGGGAAGCAGAACAUAUGGUGCAUAGCUGAUCAUUUGUCAUUUCAUUGAGUCCUGUGCUUUUAGUCCGCUGCAUUUCUGUUAUGCACUAAUCUUCUUUUGCAUUAUGGGUCUCAAACUGUACCUGGUCGAAAAAGGGAGCCUUUCAACAUCAUGUGUCGGGUCAAAACUGUGAGGGCUUCCUGAAGCUUUCCAAAGAUUGUUACGUAUUUGUGAAAAACAUUUUCAAAGGUUUUGCUAUAUGAUUUAAAGUGCGGACACAAAGCACCUGAGAGAAACUGUGUUAUUACCUGUAUGAAGCAUGUCCUACCAGGUAAAGCUUAAGUGUAAAGCCUGGUACACACGGCAACAAGUUAAAAUGCACGAGUCUCAGUCUUCAAAACCCGAGAGUCCCCAAAGGACAUUGAAAAAUCACAGCUGCAUCAGGUUUGGUUAUACAGCAUGUGGUGUUCAGCCACACAGCAAAGACGAUGAAGAAAUUUCACUCAUGAAAUCUCUCAAAACCUCUCGAGAGUUCGGAGUAAACAAACAUGGCCGACGAGGAGUAAUUAACGGGACAUGUUCAUAAAAACAUGACAGACAUACAUGGUACUUACUAUGGACGUCUGGUGGCAGAGGUCUGGUUUUCUGUAUUUUGAAUUAUCCUCCAUCUUUGAUUGAUUUAUUAAUCCCAGAUGGAUGAUUAGCAAGGCAGUGAUAAAUCAGAGGAUUAUCUUCAGAGCCAUCGUAAUAUUUGGAAUAUCCUUAAGAUUGCCGAGUCGGAUCAAAAAUUGUCAUAAUUAUCUUGACAUGUGAACCCUUGAAUUCACAAUGUGUUCCUGUGUCAGACUGAAGUUUUUAAUUAGAUCAACAAAUUCUUUCUAGACAUGAAGUGAGUAAAAGUCAAAGUUCUACACUCAAAAGGCCUCCACCUCCAGAACCGUUGGCAGAAACCAGGGAUUUUUUUCUGCUUUCUUAGGCUGCGUUUGAGAAAGUCUACAAACGUUUUCAGGUUAGCAGAGACUAUAAUUCAGUUUUACAGUUAAACACUGAUAAAUGGUCACGAGGUUUAUGUCCAGAAAACCAGGUUUUAAUUCCGACUGCACCCAAUAGAACAAAACCUGCAGAGAUGCCUUUAUUGAAAGUUGUAACUAGAGCCGAUUUUAAAAGUUUGUAGUAACGUUUCAUGAGCUACAAAGCACAGCUGUUGUGUCAGAAUCAUUGGUUAUAGGUUUUAUUGGCUAAAAUCACGGUUUGUACUUUUCCAAUGGUAAGUUCCUCAAUCGUUGAGCGAGAGUUUGCUAGAAACGCUGGCGGUGAAAGUCGGUGCUUCUUAUCUUCAGCAGACCUGGUUUGGAGCCGACAGUGGAAAAAAAUCCUCAGAUGUUUUAUAGUCUGGAUAAAAAACAAAUGUUCUGGGCUUAUUGUCGUCAUGUAUUGAUUAACCAGCUGGUAUCCACUAAUGAAGAGGGUUUUGUUUUUUAUACCAUAGUUAAAAACACUUUUGUAUUUCCAUGUUUGCACUCAUUCAGAACCAAACAUUUUAAGCUCUCAGUAAAACGGCUGUAACUCAUGUAUCUUUACGUUUCUGCCUUGGAACGACCCGACGUCACCAGAACAUGACAGAACCUCCAAACGCCUUCAUGUGAAAAUCUCAGGCAUUUGGAAAGCUUCAACAGAGGCUGAGCAGUUUGCCCCGACACAUUGAGUUUUACGUGGCUUGUUAAUUAACAGAACCUCCACCAAAGCGUCGGCGAGCACCAUUAAAAAUAUAAUUUCCAGACUGCAUUCAAAGGACAAAUAUAGCCGUUGGGGCUGAUAAAUGAAGCUGCAGUGGAAGUUUUUCAGACAUUUAUUGAACAUAUUGAACAGAAGCUGAAAGCGGCCUCAGUCCUCGUUUAUUUAGUAUCUCAGGAGCAUUGAACUAACAAUUCAGCUGGAUCACUAUUUGUAUGUUCUUUUUUAUCUAUUCAUUAUCAGAUUUGCCUUAAAAAUAAAUUCUCCUGUUUGAUCUAAAUGAAUUUUUAACUCCCGUAGUUGGCUCAAGUCUCAGGAUCAAUUCAGGCAAUCUUCAAGUUGGAUCAACUCUGAAAGACACACUGGUCUUCAGGAUUUAUAUUGGCAUGCUGUGUUUGAAGCUUUUCAAAAAGCAAAUAUAAACAUUAUCAGACCUUUAAAAACACCCCUCUGAGCCGUCAUCCUGAAGAGCUCUUCAUCUGGUCACCAUUUAGUUUUUUUUUUCUUAAGGGUACCAUUGAUCUUAGCAGGAAAGUGAAACCAGCUCCAAAUUAUCUGCUUAAAAUUGACAAGAUUUUAUUACACACAUUUUAUCAGAGAUUUAUUUCAGAAGUACCAGCAGAAUGCAGAUGCAAUGCGGUCAUGAAAUCUAUAAAAUAAAUUACAAACGCCACCAAACGACUGCGUUUUGGCACCGAGUAACCAACCAAAAUGUGUCCAGUGCUGAAAUCUAAAAAAAAUAAGAUCAAGUGCAGGUUUUAUUUUCUGUUGUUAAAAAGCAGGAAUCUAGGAAGUGUAGCAAUCCCACCAUCAACACCAUGACAGCAGAAUAUAUAACGUGGUUAAGAGAAGGAGAGUUUAUCCGCUUUUGAUAUGCAGCUUUUGCCAACAGUCAGCUCAGUAAUCUGCAUAAAUUAGGACAGAACAAUAAUGGCACAAAGCUGGAACAUAAGAGGUUAUAUUAGCAGGAAAGAUGAGCUCAUUGUUUCCAAUCUUUUUUUGUUUAGUUUUAUGAUCCCGGGCCUCAUCGUUAAACUUGUUCUGCUCACCACUUAAAGCUGCACAGUUGCAGUUCUGAAUUCAGGACUGUUUUGCAGGACUGGUGUCACAAAGACUCUUUGUAACUCAUGUUAAUACAGUAUUUAAGAGCUGUCACAACCAUUUAAUUUUUCAAGAAAAAGUAAACAUUUUUGAUGAGAUGCCAACAUUCGUUUGCAUUAGUAAGACGUGAUUUGUGUGAAUAAACCGUCUGCCUGCGCUACGAUCUGCAGAAACUCAGAAUGCCACAAAGGAAGAGAGUAACUCUUCCUGAAAAGAUGCUCAGAAUGAUGAACUGAUUUAGCUUUAAGGUUCCUGUUUUCCAACAGCAUUCUUAGGGGGAAAAAAAUCUGCUUUAGCUCCAGCUCUAGUCCAAAGCUCCCAGCUUCGGUGCAGAUAACCUCUAAAGAAGCCAGAGAAACGCUGGAGCCGACACUCGGAGGUAACCAGGUAGCUCCGCACUCAAAGGAACAUCUGCUCUGGCUUCAUCUCUGAAGCUCAGUGGUUUUGUCCAGUUUUUUUUAUAUAUAUAUAUGCAGCCUUUGAAGCAGAAGCUAAUGCCCACGUUCAAAACGCCCCAAUUCUUUAUUUUUAUAUCAUGCUCUGGCUUUUUUCAGAGCCCUUGCCAUGCUGCGCGUUCCUGACACUGCUGUCUCUGUUAUGUUUUUCUCAGUUUGGUUGAACAGCAGUUGGUUGUAAAGAUGUAACAGAGCAGUCACAGACUAGAGGUGGGCUUUAUCAACGCUUCAGCUUGUUAAAUGUCUGCAGCAGCUUGUAAAAAAAAAAAAAAAAAAAGGCUACAUGAAAUAGUCUAAGAGGUUACAGUUGUUUCCCUUUGGUUUUACCACACAGGUUUGUGUUUUUUUUUUUUAACUGUCAGAAAACUGUCAGUAAAUGUUUAAGAAAACAGAAGCUGCAGAUUAUUUGGUGCUAGGAGCUGCACAGGCUCCACUUGUUCAGGUGCCAGUUUCAGGUAUUGGCGGGCCCAGUGCCGUCUCAACUUGAGUAGUGAACCAUUUGGUGUUUCUAAUCCUGGUUAAGCUCUCAGUUUGAAGUAAAUGCAGUGUGUUAGAGUAUUGCUUGUUUUUAAAUGAUUGUCAAAUGUCUCAAAA
Messenger RNA from Poecilia reticulata (guppy), 11254 nucleotides. It is a transcript of the gene adamts7, whose product is annotated as a disintegrin-like and metallopeptidase (reprolysin type) with thrombospondin type 1 motif, 7. The record is from RefSeq and is a predicted model, not a curated record. Gene Ontology annotation, molecular function: metalloendopeptidase activity. NCBI's taxonomy places the organism in Eukaryota, Metazoa, Chordata, Actinopteri, Cyprinodontiformes, Poeciliidae. Gene Ontology annotation, cellular component: extracellular matrix. Gene Ontology annotation, biological process: extracellular matrix organization; proteolysis.